This is a messenger RNA of Solanum stenotomum, 436 nucleotides long. RefSeq names its product protein TIFY 5A-like. Gene Ontology annotation, cellular component: nucleus. Bases 71 to 436 code for a protein of 121 amino acids. Gene Ontology annotation, biological process: regulation of defense response; regulation of jasmonic acid mediated signaling pathway; response to wounding. The record is from RefSeq and is a predicted model, not a curated record. The transcript is spliced from 3 exons. NCBI's taxonomy places the organism in Eukaryota, Viridiplantae, Streptophyta, Magnoliopsida, Solanales, Solanaceae.
AAUCCAAAGUUCAGUACAGAUUAAUUCUUAGCUUAAUUUACUUUGUACAUUAGUUUGAAGAAUUAUUAAGAUGAGAAGAAAGUGUAAUUUGGAGCUCAGACUUGUUCCUCCUGCCCCAUACUUCGACUCCACGGGAAAUAAAGAAAGCAUAGAUGAAGAGAAGGAACAACAGCAGCUAACAAUAUUCUAUGAUGGAAAAGUUGUGGUUUCUGAUGCUACUGAGGUACAGGCUAAAGCAAUAAUACAUCUUGCAAGUAGGGAAAUGAAGGAGAACACAAAAACACUAUCGUCACUUUCAGAGCCACCAUCACCAUUAUUACAAUCUCAAACUGAGGUUUCAAUGAAAAAAUCUCUACAAAGAUUUUUGCAGAAGAGAAAAAGUAGAACUCAAGCAAUUUCUCCAUAUCAUCAACAACAAAAAGAACAUAUCCAGUGA